Molecule: messenger RNA, 219 nt
Organism: Ostertagia ostertagi
Lineage: Eukaryota; Metazoa; Nematoda; Chromadorea; Rhabditida; Trichostrongylidae
Source: the annotation of a GenBank genome assembly
CAAAAUCGCAUAUUCAUCAGUGCCUUGGAUGGCGGAAUCCAUCGCCUCGAAGUUGCACCAGAAACUACCGUUGCACAGAUUAAGAAGGACUUAGGAGCUAAUGAGCACAUUCUCUCUUAUGGUAGCUCCAUUCUGGAAGAUUCUUCGAGCCUUUCGAGCCUUGACAUUUCUGAUGGAGCCUCGCUCGCUAUAAAUGCUAGACUUCUCGGAGGUAAGUCC